GCCGGCGUCGGGCCGGGGAUGGGGCGGAGUCGGCCCGGCUGGCCGUGGGUGGCCCUGCCCGGUGCCGCGCUCGCUCGGCGGGGAGACUGAUCGUAGGCGCGGGGUCUCGGCCCUGGAGGGUCCAGGGUUGGCAGCGACGGCUUUGAGCCCCGGGUCUCCUCGAGGAAUUGAGAGCCGAGUCUCCCUGGAGAGAUGAGCUGCACGAUUGAGAAGGCACUUGCUGAUGCGAAAGCUCUUGUGGAAAGGCUGAGAGACCACGAUGAUGCAGCAGAGUCGCUCAUUGAGCAGACCACGGCCCUCAACAAGCGAGUGGAAGCCAUGAAGCAGUAUCAGGAAGAAAUUCAAGAACUUAAUGAAGUUGCAAGACAUCGGCCCCGCUCCACAUUAGUCAUGGGAAUCCAGCAGGAAAACAGACAGAUCAGAGAACUGCAACAAGAGAACAAAGAAUUGCGUACAUCUCUGGAAGAACAUCAGUCUGCCUUGGAACUUAUCAUGAGCAAGUAUCGAGAACAAAUGUUUAGGUUGCUAAUGGCUAGCAAAAAAGAUGACCCAGGAAUAAUAACGAAGUUAAAAGAACAGCACUCCAAGGAGCUGCAAGCACAUGUGGACCAGAUAACUGAAAUGGCCGCAGUGAUGAGGAAAGCUAUUGAGAUUGACGGGCAACAGGGCUGCAAAGAACAGGAACGGAUACUUCAACUUGAACAAGAAAACAAAGGCCUCAGAGAGAUCCUUCAAAUAACUCGAGAAUCCUUUUUGAACCUGAGGAAAGACGACGUGACAGAAAGUACAACACUGUCAGCAUUGGUGACCAGCAGUGACCUGAGUCUGAGGAAGAGCUGAAAUGUCCCCAAUUGCCAGGACCUAGCCAUGCACCCGUGAGCCACUGAGCAGUCCCUUUGUCUGUCUACAACAUGUUCAGAACAUAGGCUUAGAGACAGCAACCAAGAAAUAGUCGUGACUCCAUGCAGAACCCAACUGAGGAGUCAGGACUGACGUGUGACCCGCAAGGGAGCAGCUUCCCCACCUGCUGAGCGGAUCAGGACCUUUCCGCACUGCUUGGUGGGUGCACUUCAAUAAACCUGACUAUUCCCCAUGAGUGGGAAUCCACAGAACUCUCGCCAUGGAAAAUAGACAUAUUUCUUCUGUAGUUCUAGGAGAUUCUCUUCCUAAAGUUUACUUUCCUGUUUGGUGUCAAAAGUUAAACAACAUAUCAACCAUGAGACUUCAGCUUUAAUUAUUUUGUUUCCCCAUUUUUUUUCCCAAAACCCAAUUUUAAAGGAUGUAGGAAUGUUUCACAUGGACGUUAAGAGGCGAUUUAAUUUAUCCUGAUACUCACCUAACUAUUGUCCCUAAUUUACUUAAGUGUCUGAAAUAUCAUUUCAGGAAUGAAAAAGAAGAAAUACUACUUUCUAAGAAAGCAGAUCAUGUGAUAAACAUCUAGUAGGUUAAACUACUUGUUGCAAAGAGUAAGGUUUGGUUCGAAGCCUAACGCGGAUCAGACUUUUCCCUGGUUGAUCUGAGGCUAUCACAGAAUCCAUUUAGCCAACAACUAUAUGAUGAGCAGACAAGCACAGUAAUUUCAGUUAGUUGAAAAUUCCUCUGGCUCAUAGCACCUUUUUUCAAAAGUAAUUAAUCUGGAGAUACAGAAAGUCAAAAUUCUGGAUCAAUUUUUAAGCUCCACCUGAUCUUAGGACCUGUUAAGAGUUUUCUUAAAACAUUUCAGUUGAAAGAGGAGGAAAUGUGGAUGCACAAAUGCUUUCUGUUUUUGUUUUUGUUUUGUUUUUUACAUGGCAAAUAAAAAGUACAUUAACUUUUUAAAAAACUACCAGAUAUACAAAUCAAUUUCAACAUCAACUGAGACCUAAAUUUUUCUUGCUCUGUGGUGAUUAUAGAAUGUCAAAUAUGAUUAAACAUUCGUUUAUAUAAAUAUUAAAAGUAGCACAAAUAAAAACUCCUACUUUUGAGUAUAAACAUAUUAAACAAUUAUUACUCCCAUGGUAGCUUUCAUGUACAGCUUCAUGUUACUGGUAAAAUGCAAAGUUACUUUUUGCUUCAGACUUUUUCUGUCUUAAGGUUGGGUGCCUGGGGCUAUUGGAUUAGAAAAGGGCUAAUGGCCCAAGCAAACAUUAAAUGGUUUUCUUUUGUCAUUCAGAGGCCUUAACUGAUGUUUUAUAAGUAAAUGAUGCUUCUUAUUUUUAAGCAUUUCUAUUGGUUUUGGGUAAGUGUCCUUGUUUUAAUGUCACAUUCAUCAAUAUAGUUUUUAAUCCCAGGUGAGAACUGAAGAAAAUAAGCUACACAGUUGGGAGUCUGAGGCAGCUCAGUUAACAAAGUUACUUGCUAAAUAAUUAUUUUUGUAAACAAGUUAGUUAAUUUAUUCUUGGUUUUCUUGCUUGGAUUCCUUCAUGGUCUUGAUGAUAAGACAUUUACUUUGUUUUCAGUGACAGUUUUUCAUCCGUAUUUUUUUUAAAAAAACAACCUUACAUUACUGUCUAAAGAGUACAUACUGUGCAGGAGCCUA
Ochotona curzoniae (black-lipped pika) is the source of this 2518-nucleotide messenger RNA. RefSeq names its product FGFR1 oncogene partner 2 (gene FGFR1OP2). The transcript is spliced from 6 exons. Gene Ontology annotation, biological process: response to wounding. The coding region runs from base 193 to 840 and encodes 215 amino acids. Lineage: Eukaryota; Metazoa; Chordata; Mammalia; Lagomorpha; Ochotonidae. The record is from RefSeq and is a predicted model, not a curated record.